AUGGAAUGCACAGCCCAGCCACAGACAGAGCAGCGUAGCACGCUGGCAAUUAUUUUAUCGUUUUACAAGACGGUGAUUUUUCUAGCCGCCCCCGUGCUUCUCGCUGUAGUGCCGUUAUAUGUACCAACAUCGGUAGGACUCGGUGCAUACGUCGCUCUCCUGCUGGCCGUGUAUUGGGUCUUUGAGGUUGUACCACUGGCAGUUACAGCACUAUUACCCAUAAUUCUUUUCCCUAUUCUUGGAAUCGUCGAUUCGAAGCGCGUUUGCAGCAACUACUUCAAGGACACGAACGUGUUAUUCGUCGGAGGCUUGAUAGUCGCAGUGGCAGUGGAAAAAUGGAACUUGCACAAACGUAUUGCCCUCAGAGUUCUGAUGAUGGUCGGUUCCAAGCCGCGUUGGAUUAUGUUUGGUUUUAUGCUGACCACAGCGUUUUUAUCAAUGUGGAUCAGUAACACUGCGACAACCGCCAUGAUGGUCCCCGUUGCUCAGGCAGUCGUCUCACAGUUAUGCCACCACGGAGAGAAGAUUGAGGUGACUAGGCGGAGGUCUAUUCGUAUGGGUUCAAGCAAACGGAAGAAGUCUUCUGUAACGCAAACAAUUUCAAAAACAUCAAUCAAAGGAAUAACAACGCCCUCACAGGAUGCGGAGGAGAGAAAUCCCAUGCUGCAAAGUCAAAAUGGCGACAUGGCUCCAGCAGACAGUGGGGAAGUAGAGAUGGGGCAGAUUCGAGUUAAAACCCCAGAUGGGGAGGUUACUUAUGUCGUGAAGAACGAUCCGGUAUCAAAGGAAUCUGAAAUUCUGCCUAUCGAGGAAGAGUGCGAAGACAUAGAUGAUAAUUUCAGACAAAGACAAAAAAAGAUAGAUCUAAAUUUACAGAAGGGAAUAUUUUUGUGCGUCGCAUACGCUGCUAAUAUCGGUGGUACGGGUACAUUGACUGGUACUAACCCCAAUCUAGUCUUGGCUGGUCAGGUGGACAGGAAUGAACUUAAACUGUUUGCAAAAAAUCCAUCUGUAUAUUUACGCCGAGAAGAAAAGCAUGUGGACGAUGCAGUUAAAAGCAUAUUUUAUGACCAGUAUCAAGCUCUUGGGCCUACAUCAUGGGCGGAGAUUGCAGUGCUGUGUCAUUUCACGUUCUUGGCACUGCUGUGGUUGACGAGAGAUCCUGGCUUCAUACCUGGAUGGUCAGACCUCUUCACGGAAGGUUACGUGACGGACGCCACGGCAGCUGUAAUGAUAGCCGUGUCACUGUUUGUGUUUCCAAGUAGAAAACCCAAUCUGAAUUGUUGUAGUCGAAAUAACGGUGGUGAGGGUACUGCCGGGCCGGUGCCUGCUGUGUUGGAUUGGAAGUCAGUUAAUAACCAUUUACCAUGGAGUGUUGUCAUACUAUUAGGUGGAAGCUUUGCAUUGGCUGAUGGAAUCAAGGUGUCUGGUUUGACUGAUGUAAUUGGCGAGCAGCUGACUGGAUUGCAGUCUGUUCCACCAUUCGCUGUAGCGCUUGUAAGCACCAUCGUAGUUGCCAUCUUCACGGAAAUCACAAGCAACACAGCAACAGCCACAAUCUUCUUACCUGUACUCGGAAAACUGGCUGAAGCUUUACAUCUAAAUCCACUUUAUUUGAUGCUUCCAGCGACACUGACGUGUUCCUUUGCAUUCAUAUUACCCAUAGCAACACCUCCCAACGCCAUAGCAUUCUCGUAUGGUGUAUUGACAGUUGCAGACAUGGUAAAAGCGGGUACACCGAUGACCAUCAUCGCCAUUUUCAUCGCACUCCUUAACACCAAUCUAAUGGGUGUGGCGUUGUUUGGAGUCAAUAAUUUUCCAGACUGGGCGAUAACGACCUCGGCUACGGCCCCGGUUAAUACAACAGCUAACAUAGCUAUCACAUGUUUUAACAUCAGUACCAUACCACCCAGUGUGGUUCUUUUAACCUAAAAUAAAAGUCAGGACAGUCGAGUACAUUAUUUUUAAACAAAGGAUUGUUACAGUAUAAUGGCAAAUACCUCAGUGUUUUUCAAAGCCAUUUAUAAUAAGAUUUAUGUAAUUGCCCUGUUUAUUUCUUAGUUACAAUUAAAGGACCAUUCGCCG
Molecule: messenger RNA, 2085 nt
Organism: Saccoglossus kowalevskii
Lineage: Eukaryota; Metazoa; Hemichordata; Enteropneusta; Harrimaniidae
Product: Na(+)/citrate cotransporter-like
Biological process (GO): transmembrane transport
Cellular component (GO): plasma membrane
Molecular function (GO): transmembrane transporter activity
Source: RefSeq, a predicted model, not a curated record